AUACACACUUGCACCAUGAACCUCUCCCUUGAGCUGUCCUCCACAGAGGAAAUGGCUCCAGAGGAGUUUAAAGGUGGGACAGCUGUGGCUUGUGUGAUCCUGGGCCUGUCCUUCCUCGUAGGAGCUCCAGGGAACCUGCUGGUGAUUUGGACUAUCCUGAGACAUGUCAAGAAGCGAUCUCACACCGUGGUGCUCAUCCUGCACCUGGCUGUUGCUGAUCUGCUGGUCCUCAUCACCCUCCCUCUGUGGAUCUACUCCCUGGCAAACUACUGGGUGUUUGGAGAAGCCUGGUGUAAAGCCAUUGUGUUCGUGAUCAACGCCUGUAUGUACAGUAGUGUUUUCCUCAUCACCCUCAUGAGUGUAGAGCGCUUUCUGGCUGUGCGUUAUCCCUUUGCCUCAGCUGGCUGGAAGCAGAAAAAGGCUCUGAACAAGGUUCUGCUGGCUCUGUGGACUGCAGCUUUCUUGUUCAGCAUUCCUAUCAUCCCGACUCAAGUGGUAGAUAAGGAUUCAGAUGAGGAGCACUGUCUGUACCGGCUUUACACUUCUGUGACCCAGGAGCUGGUGUGUGUGCUGCUGGAGACGCUGGUGGGCUACGUAAUACCCCUCACAAUCCUGGUGGUCUGCUAUGGCUGCCUUUGCAGCCGAAUCACUCAGAUGACCUUCAAGUCCAAGCGCAAGUCCACUGUCCUGAUUGCUAGCGUGGUGGUGGUGUUUGCCAUCUGUUGGACACCUCAUCACAUAGGAAAUAUCCUAUCACUCAUCAUCCUAGCCAUGGGAGGCAACUUCCCCGAUGCAGCCACUAACCUGGAGGAUGCCAGGACAACCAUGACCUUCAUUGCUGGGGCCAUGGCCUUCAUCAGCAGCACCAUCAACCCCAUCCUGUACAUGUUCGCAGCACGCUCCUUUAGGAGUUCCCUGAGAGACACAGGCAUCCAGAAGCUCUUCCGCCACAUCUCCAGUACCUCCCCAGGUGAGGGCAACAGAGAGUUGUCCUUUGUGUCCAAGAGGCACAGCAACCAGACCAACAGCUCCCAGUGUGUGUCUGCAUCAAAAGAUCAAAUGGACAUUUUGGUAAAUAUGUGUGAAAAUCAUCCAUCCUGAUGGUGAAACCUGUCACAUUGUUCGUCUCUGGAAAAUAUAAGUAUGUAAAUUAUCUUUAGAAGUAAACUUUGUCUGGAAUGAAAGAGAUGAAGAUCCAGUGUGAUCCAAUUGUGCUAUUCUGUAAAUGAGCUGGUUUAUAUUUUUCCUCAAGAUUACAUAGUUUGUGAAGACAUAUUUAAAAUGUAUAUAAUGUAUAUACAUUUCUUAACUACAGUAUCAUAAACUGUACAAUGUAUUAUUUACACAUAAGACUUGUUUCAGCUUUGUCAGAUAUUUUCACCAUGUUUGCUGACAAUGCUAUUUUGUUAAAGAAAAUCUUCCUUAGUGUGGGAACAUGAUAAAUAUGGGCUCUCCAGGUUUACAUUGGGUUAUUCUGUGGUUACAUACCACUUCUUGAAUUUUACUCUUUUGAAAGAGAGAACAUUGCCCUAAUCUUGUACUGUAUUUUUUUCUUUAGAAAACAGAAACAUUUAAGAUACAGUCUCAAGAUGUGAAGUAAACUAAUGACAAAACUUGUGUUCAAUUCACCUGAUUUUUUUGUCUUUGUCUCUGAUAUAAUAAGGAAUUAACAAUCAUUUUGAAUGAAUCAUCCUCAUGGCAAAUGAGCUUAAAAUUGUCCUGGUGUCCCACUUCAGACAACAGUCAGUACUUCCUCUUCCAGAAAAGAUUGCAAAAUGAAAAACUGCAUGUUUCCCAACAAAAAGAGGAAUCGUGUCUGUGUUUGUCACAGUCUCAUAAAACUUAAGCCAGCACUUUAAAGUGAGAUAAUUCAACGUCAGCUUCUCUAGGGAUAUUACAAAAUUAAAUCACCAACCAGAAAUUUGAAAUAUAUUCUUUCAAUAGCAAAUUAAGUUUGUGUGUUUUCAUGAUAAUGCAAAUUGUGUUGCACCAGCUGCCAUGGCUGCCCACAAUAUUGGCCAGGCCCAUAAAAAACCGAGUGAAUGACCCCCCCCCCAGUUGUGAUCUACUGAUGAUAUCAAUGCAUGUGUUGAAUUGGUGCUAGCGUCCUGGCUAACAGUCACCUCAUUUUGGACCUGAAAAGUAUUGAACUAUUACUGGGUUCUGAUGUUGAAAUCAAUUAUUUGUGCUACGUUUGACUGCUUUUCUUCACUUUCCCACCCAUUUUUGCUACUUCAUGCCCAUUUUUCUGCUUUUUGCCCAUUUGUGCUACUUUUCAAAUUAUUUUUGCCCCUUUUCAAAAUUAUGCAAUUAAUUACCAUUAAAGCUGUCUCAGUUUUUCUGUUUUAUUUUCUGUUACCCUGACAUUUGUGCACAUCAUGGCCUAUCUUUGGAGUCUAACAUUACUUUCCAAAUGGUUUAGUUCUGUGCACCCAUCCAGACUGUUAACUUUACCAAUAAAAAAGUAAUACUGUUUUAAGAAAAGGGGGUUGAAAAAGGCCUUAUUUGUACUACAGCAUUAAUAAAUAAAAUUCAUGUUUUGUUGCUUUGAUAUGAGUGGUUACUAUUCAGGUUAAAAAUCAAUUAUUGUCAUCACAGUUUAACUUUACAGUGGACUGGGAUUUGCAGACUCCACAUCCGUCCCCAGUUUGGCUGAGCCCCAGAAAGCU
Cheilinus undulatus (humphead wrasse) is the source of this 2669-nucleotide messenger RNA. RefSeq lists its product as uncharacterized. Gene Ontology annotation, biological process: G protein-coupled receptor signaling pathway. Gene Ontology annotation, cellular component: membrane. The coding region runs from base 16 to 1101 and encodes 361 amino acids. The record is from RefSeq and is a predicted model, not a curated record. The transcript has a single exon. NCBI's taxonomy places the organism in Eukaryota, Metazoa, Chordata, Actinopteri, Labriformes, Labridae. Gene Ontology annotation, molecular function: G protein-coupled receptor activity.